Messenger RNA from Epinephelus lanceolatus (giant grouper), 2090 nucleotides. Its product is annotated as CTD small phosphatase-like protein. Gene Ontology annotation, molecular function: RNA polymerase II CTD heptapeptide repeat phosphatase activity. NCBI's taxonomy places the organism in Eukaryota, Metazoa, Chordata, Actinopteri, Perciformes, Serranidae. The record is from RefSeq and is a predicted model, not a curated record.
UCAGAUGCAACUCAAAAUACAUAAAGCCUCCAUGUUGCACGGGGAAUGUAGGGCCAGCAGAUAUGAACUGUUUGCUUAAAAGUGGACUUUAACGCCCAAUAACUUCGUUUCGAUACACGUUUUUGGACACGACCGAUCCGACGGGCUUCCUUGUGUUUUCAGCGUUGUUCCAGACACGGCCUCACAUUUUGGAUGAUCGGAGCUUCACAGCUAGCUAACUCGCUAACACCAAGCUAACUUCAGCUAGUUAGCAACUCGGUUGCUUUUUGUGUUUAUUCUUUUCAGCCGCAUACGCUGUCGGGUGUUGCUCUGAAAAUACUUGUGUGCAGCGAUGAUAUUUUGCCAUAAAUGAGAGCCAUUCACUGGCCUCCAUUCACCACCGUGCUAGCUGGCUGGCUACCACCGCUGCCACAACACUUCGCCCCGGACGGUUGCCUGGCUUUGUGGGCUGGCUGGUCAUCCUCGUCUUAAACAGCUAGCUAACGGUAGCUAGCAAACGAAGCAAGGGCGCUAGUACGAAUAACAUUGUGGGAAACAAAACAGGAAUAACAACCCGUCUAAAUGGACCACAUGUCCAUAAUAACCCAAGUUUCCAACCCGAAGGAGGAGGAAAUAAUAUCCUUUAACCAGGAAAAAGCGUCCCAGUCGAACAGCAGCCUAAAGAAGCAGAGGAGCCGGAGCAUCUUCAGCACAUUCUUCUGCUGCUUCCGCAACUACAAUGUGGACCCGCCAGCCACCAACACCAACACCAGCUCCCUGCCUCCACCUGUUGAGGAGAAUGGAUCGCCUCCCAAGUCUGACCAGGUCGAGGUCAUCCCUGUCCCUAGUCCACCAGCCAAAUACCUCCUACCAGAGAUGAUCAUAUCUGACUAUGGCAAAAAGUGCGUGGUGAUUGACUUGGAUGAAACGCUCGUCCACAGCUCGUUCAAGCCCAUCAGCAAUGCAGAUUUUAUUGUUCCAGUGGAGAUCGAUGGUACCGUUCAUCAGGUAUAUGUGCUGAAACGACCCCACGUGGACGAGUUUCUUCAAAAGAUGGGAGAGCUGUUUGAAUGUGUGCUCUUUACAGCCAGUCUUGCCAAGUAUGCAGACCCCGUGGCAGACCUGCUGGACCAGUGGGGCGUAUUUCGAGCGCGACUCUUUAGAGAGUCCUGCGUUUUUCACAGAGGGAACUAUGUCAAAGACCUCAGCCGGCUGGGACGAGAACUCAGCAACGUCAUCAUUGUUGACAAUUCACCCGCCUCUUAUAUUUUCCACCCAGAAAAUGCUGUCCCUGUCCAAUCCUGGUUUGACGAUAUGAAUGACACAGAGCUCCUGGACCUGCUGCCUUUCUUUGAGGGACUCAGCAAAGAAGAAGAGGUUUACGGAGUCCUGCAGAAUCUGAGAGGCAGGUAGCAGGACACACCACAGGGCCGCCUGUGCUCUCCAUCCUCCUCUCUGUCGAUCUCUGCCCCCUCCUACAGCCACAUCUCUCAGACUCAGGCAGAUCCUCCCACACGCGCCCCUCUUGUCUCUGCCCCAAGGGGACGCCUUGGAGUCUCACUGUGGAAACCGUCAUGUUAACCCCGUCUCCGCUCUCAUCUCCUGGUGAACGGCUGCCUUCUGAGUGCCAUCAGAAAAUUUAAAACAAACAAAAAAAAUAAAACACUAAAUAUCCCAGGAGCACUGUGUUUCACACAAACCACACCAGAAAGCGUUCAGAGUGUCCUAAGUUAAUAAUACUGGGGACAAAAUGCUAAGAGGAGUGAACUCUGGUCUUUAUUUUCAAACCAACAAAGUUUUACUAUUCGGUGAAGUGCUUAUUUUAAAACCAAAAAAAAGGUUUUGUCCGAAAUUUCUUUUGUGGUACCACACAAAAGUCUGAAAUGAUUUUGUCCUCGUAUUGUUGCUAUGCAGGCAGUUUCUGGUGGUAGAAAGGACUGUGAUUCUCUUUUCUUACUGAAUGAAGUGCCUUGUGUGAAUGUUGUUUAUAUGGGAAGAUAUUUUGUACAUGGCAUAUUUCCAGAGUACUUCAGUCUUUUCACACACAAUAUGCUUUAAAGUGGACACAGAAGUAUCUUGAUAUAAAAGUUUUACUUUUUUUGAUUAUCAAA